Talaromyces marneffei is the source of this 786-nucleotide messenger RNA. RefSeq lists its product as uncharacterized. Bases 1 to 786 code for a protein of 261 amino acids. The record is from RefSeq and is a predicted model, not a curated record. NCBI's taxonomy places the organism in Eukaryota, Fungi, Ascomycota, Eurotiomycetes, Eurotiales, Trichocomaceae. The transcript has a single exon.
AUGUCCACCUCGGAAAUAACAAUGAAAUCGUCAAUUUCACCCCGCUUCCUCUCCUCUCUGUUCGCAUCACUAUCCUCCUCUCCUUCAGCACCUCUUUCAAUCGCAUCGAAUAAUUUACAAACCCAACAAUGGCAUUUGCACCGCAUACUCCGUAGCGACAAUCCAGCCGACAUCAACGGCGAAUUAAACGGAAUAGCAACCUUUCAUCCAUUACAGCAUACAUCUUCCGAAGAUGCGACCGCGUAUACACAAAUGGUAUACAAGGAAGAAGGAGAAAUGCCCAGUAGUGUCAUGGGUAUGGCUGGGUUGAGGUGGACGAAAAAAUAUAUCUGGCGAUUGAACGGCGCCAAUGCCGCUGCUCCUACAGAGCAAGAAGAGAGUCCAGAAAUGGGCGGGAUUAGUGUCUGGUUCGUCAAAAUAAAAUCCAGCAAGGAGAAAGCUGAAAGAGGGGAUCAAGACGAGCCCGAUUAUUUGUUUCAUGAGUUCGACUUCAAUUAUCAACAGAAGCAACAACAAGAGCCCGAAAAUACAGAGGCAACGGAAAAGCCGAAAUUUGAACCACCCACGCCACCACCCCUUAUACUUCCACAUCUUAGAGAUAAAUAUCCAGAGACGGUCGUGAUCCAGGCAACAGGAGAUCAUCUUUGUAUCAAGGAUAUGUAUUAUACGGCCUACUCGUUUAGGGUUGUACCGGAAACGGGGGAUGUGUUGAGUUGGGCUAGUAGACAUGUUGUCAAGGGGCCGAAGAAGAACCAGGAUAUUUUGAAUCUUUAUUCUAUUCAAUGA